Messenger RNA from Musa acuminata AAA Group (dessert banana), 861 nucleotides. RefSeq lists its product as uncharacterized. The coding region runs from base 55 to 591 and encodes 178 amino acids. Lineage: Eukaryota; Viridiplantae; Streptophyta; Magnoliopsida; Zingiberales; Musaceae. The transcript is spliced from 3 exons. The record is from RefSeq and is a predicted model, not a curated record.
UAUAAGCGGUUCAAACUCGAGACUCGGUUCUCGCCUUCUGACAAGGUGGUGGGGAUGGUGGAACCGCCCAAGCAUCAGGCAUGGAGGAUCACCGUCCGUGCCAAAUCCAAGAGCUUGGAUUUCCGGCUCGCCGCCUCCAACGUCCUCCCCCAUUGCGGCAACGGCGGCGAGCGGAUCGCCUUCUUCCUGCGCCUGCGCCGCUUCUUCCUUCGAGUGGAGUCCAAGAACCAAUCUCCCUCCGGCCGAGUCGCGGCGGUGCGAAAUGCUGCCGCGCCCUUCGCGAAGCCGUUUCAGCUCUUGAGAGCGGUCUUCCGACGGCCGAGAUGGCUCCCCAGGAAGAAUGUCGCCUCCAAAAGCAGAUCGGCGAGCUCCAAAAUCGGAUCUUUUUUCACUGAUUCAAGACUGUGUAUAUCUCAGGUUAUACCUCCAUGGAUGUUGCUGUUCAUAGAGCAGAGAUGGAUCAAGUGGCUUGUGAUUUUUGCCUUGGUACUAUUACUUUCAUGCAUAUUUGGUGUGCCUUCUGUUUACUUGUGGGGAAUGGAGAUUACCAAAAUGUUGGCACCUUCUGGGUAUACAAGAACGCUUGGAUGAAGAGCAAAAGUGGAAUAUAGAGGCAAAUGUGGGGUUGCUUCACCUCUUACUCAAUUUCUGAAUCAAGUCAAUUACAUCCAAAAUUGGAAGAAAGAUGUCAAGGAUGCCUGAAAUUUUUAAUGGAGUCGAACAUAAUCUCUUUGUAAUUCUCUUGUAUCUGCUCUCAAUGAUGUGCCAAACACAAUGUUGCAAGUGUUCUUUUGUGAAGAUCUAUGCUGUAGUUUUCAUUGUACAUGAGUUCUUAGAUAUGAGAAAUUGACAAUUGCUUGA